This is a messenger RNA of Miscanthus lutarioriparius, 1122 nucleotides long. The record is from the annotation of a GenBank genome assembly. NCBI's taxonomy places the organism in Eukaryota, Viridiplantae, Streptophyta, Magnoliopsida, Poales, Poaceae.
AUGUGUCCAUGCACCUCCCUGAUGUUGUUCCUCGUGAUUGCAAGCCUUGCUCAUUGCUCCAAGCCUCAACUUGUCGCCAUGUACGAUGAAGUCGGCUUGGAGAAUAGAAAUUCAAUAGGAUGUAAAAGAAAACGUGAAGCACAAGCUACUGAUGUAAUGACUUGUGAUAAAGAUGUUGAAAGGCGGGCUAGAAGCCGAGAAUAUCAGUGUAACUAUCGUGCAUGGUUACGGGCUAAGGCAGUUGGUAACCAAAAAGAACCCCUUGAUCCUAGCAUGUCUAAUGAUAAAGAGGCAGAAAGACGGGCUAGAAAUCGGGAAUAUCAACGUAACUAUCGUGCAAAGUUAAGGGCUAAGGCCAGUGCUAAUGAAGAACAUCAUCCUAAUCCAAACAUGAUGAUAGCAAACAACCCAGAACAUACUGGUGUGCGCUGUAAUGAUAAAGACGCAGACGCGGAAAGACGGGCUAAAAUUCAGAAAUAUCACCGUAACUAUCGUGCAAAGUUAAGGGCUAAGGUCGAUGUUAACGAACAACGUCAUCCUAAUCCAAGCAUGUUGAUUGCAAACAACACAGGUACGAUUGAAAUUGUGAAACAAGAGAAUCUUGCAUACAGCAACCAAAAACCUAGUUGUGCCACUCGAACACGGCAAGGAGACGCGAGCUGCUGGAGCAACCACUGGACUCGCCGAGUAGGAGCCGAAGGCGCCCUUGUCGCCUCACAGAUGACAAGGAGAGCAUACCCAGGCGGCCUUCGGACGGCGCAGGCAGCAACAGCAACCUGCCCGAUGGCGCGGCCCUGUACCGGCGGCCAGCAGGCAGUGCGGCCAGACCCGUCUCAGACCUGCCCCGGUGUCCUGCAGGCGGAUCCACCAGCUCCGGCGGACAGCCCUGGGCGACGCGGCCAGACCCGGCGCAGCCCUGCCCCGGCAACCUGCGGGCAGAUUCACCAGCUACAGCGGCCAGCCAUAUGGGCGACGCGGCCAGACCCGGCGAAGGAGCUCUGCCUGGCUCACCUUCUUCACCGGCGGCAAGAACUGGGACGCGCGGGCAGCCUCGGCAGUGGUGCUCUGCACAGCAGGGUGGAGUACGGGCAGAAAUGGAGGAGAGGAGGUGGAGAGAAAUGA